UUGGCACCGCUCAGCGAAGCUGCGAGUCACUGGAGCUGGGGUCACCGGGCCCAGGCGCCACCCUCCUAUUCGCAGGAGAGCGGGCAUUUACUCCGUAUCUGAGAAGCCAAGAUUGGAAACUUCCUGUUGGGAAAUUUUGAUGCCUUGUCCAGACUGGGAUCCCUUUGAAAACACCCUUCAAUUAGAAAGGAAAACUCUCCAAAAGAAAAUGGAAUGCGCGAAUCUGGCUAAACCCUAGCAUAUCCUUGUAGCUCCUCAAGUGUGGACAUUCUUGGUGCACGAAAGUGCAGCCUCAAGAUGGCUGAUGGCAACGAGGAUCUGCGGGCGGAUGACUUGCCAGGGCCAGCUUUUGAGAGCUAUGAGUCCAUGGAGCUCGCCUGCCCAGCCGAGCGCAGCGGCCACGUAGCCGUCAGCGACGGGCGCCACAUGUUCGUCUGGGGCGGCUACAAGAGUAAUCAAGUCAGAGGAUUAUAUGACUUUUAUCUGCCUAGAGAAGAACUAUGGAUCUACAACAUGGAGACUGGAAGAUGGAAAAAAAUUAAUACUGAAGGUGAUGUUCCUCCUUCUAUGUCAGGAAGCUGUGCUGUGUGUGUAGACAGGGUCCUGUACUUGUUUGGAGGACACCAUUCAAGAGGCAAUACAAAUAAGUUCUACAUGCUGGAUUCAAGGUCUACAGAUAGAGUGUUACAGUGGGAAAGAAUUGAUUGCCAAGGAAUUCCUCCAUCAUCAAAGGACAAACUUGGUGUCUGGGUAUAUAAAAACAAGCUAAUAUUUUUUGGAGGGUAUGGCUAUUUACCUGAAGAUAAAGUAUUGGGAACUUUUGAAUUUGAUGAAACAUCUUUUUGGAAUUCAAGUCAUCCAAGAGGAUGGAAUGAUCAUGUACAUAUUUUAGACACUGAAACAUUUACCUGGAGCCAGCCUCUAACUACUGGUAAAGCACCUUCACCUCGUGCUGCCCAUGCCUGUGCAACUGUUGGAAACAAAGGUUUUGUUUUUGGAGGCAGAUAUCGAGAUGCUAGAAUGAAUGAUCUUCACUAUCUUAAUCUGGAUACAUGGGAGUGGAAUGAAUUAAUUCCACAAGGUGUAUGCCCUGUCGGCCGAUCCUGGCACUCACUAACACCAGUUUCUUCAGAUCAUCUUUUUCUCUUUGGAGGAUUUACCACUGAAAAACAGCCACUAAGUGAUGCCUGGACUUACUGCAUCAGUAAAAAUGAAUGGAUACAGUUUAAUCAUCCCUAUACUGAAAAACCAAGGCUAUGGCAUACAGCUUGUGCUAGUGAUGAAGGAGAAGUGAUUGUUUUUGGUGGGUGUGCCAACAAUCUGCUGGUUCAUCACAGAGCUGCACACAGUAAUGAAAUACUUAUAUUUUCAGUUCAACCAAAAUCUCUUGUACGGCUAAGCUUAGAAGCAGUCAUUUGCUUUAAAGAAAUGUUAGCCAACUCGUGGAACUGCCUUCCAAAACACUUACUUCACAGUGUUAAUCAGAGGUUUGGUAGUAACAACACUUCUGGAUCUUAAGGCGUCAUAGAUAAUGCCUCAGAUCUCCUUGCAUGGACAACAAUCCUGUAAUCAUCACAGAGUGGCAUCAUUUGUAUAAUUAUAUGCAUUGUUGUAGUUUGCAGCUUUUUGAUUUUAAUGUGCAUGUGAAUGGCCUAGAGAACCUAUUUUUGUGUCAAAGUUUACAAUAAAUGUAUUUAACACCA
Molecule: messenger RNA, 1703 nt
Organism: Ictidomys tridecemlineatus (thirteen-lined ground squirrel)
Lineage: Eukaryota; Metazoa; Chordata; Mammalia; Rodentia; Sciuridae
Gene: Klhdc2
Product: kelch domain containing 2
Molecular function (GO): protein binding
Source: RefSeq, a predicted model, not a curated record